AGAUGCGGCAUUCCUCGGCUUCCGUCGCCUCGGAUUCCAAGCCCUGCGGCGCGUCGUUGCACCAAACAGGGAACGCGCUUCAUCCCGAUUCGUCCUAUCAAUCUCAUCCUUUACUCGUCCUCUCCCCAUUGGAUUGGAUUCAGACCGCUUUCGUUUCCUCUCUGCUUGAGUGUAGCUGAAGGACCAUGGCUGCUUUACAAUUGGCGACUGCCGAAGUUUGUGAUGCUAACCCUCACCUAAUCCUUAGUGGUGACCUUCGUGCACUUCAACCAAUCUUUCAGAUAUACGGGCGGCGACAGGUUUUCUCUGGUCCCAUUGUGACUCUCAAGGUUUUUGAGGACAAUGUCCUUGUGCGUGAGUUCCUGGAGGAGAAGGGUAACGGUAGAGUCUUGGUUGUCGAUGGAGGAGCAAGCAUGCGCUGCGCCAUACUGGGUGGUAAUCCUGUCCAACAAGCUCAGAACAACGGGUGGGCUGGCAUAAUUGUCAAUGGCUGCAUCAGGGAUGUCGACGAGAUCAAUGGUUGUGAUAUCGGUGUUCGAGCAUUGGCUCCCCACCCAAUGAAGGCUAACAAGAAGGGAAUAGGUGAGAAACACGUCGCGAUCAACCUUGCCGGAACAAGGAUAUUUGAUGGUGAGUGGCUUUAUGCAGAUACUGAUGGUAUUCUUGUUUCGAGGAUGGAGUUGACAGUUUGAAGUCGUACCACUGCACCGGUAUGUCUCUCCUACUGGUUGUUCUAAAUCUACUGCAUAUCUGAGCCUUCUUAUGGUGCAAUUAUGUGGAACUCCUUUUUCUGUGUUAAUCAUUGAGUUAUUGCACACAUCAGUAGUUAUUGCAACUAUUUUAAGAUCUCAUCUGAGAAGCACCGUAUGUUUCUGAUGUUUGUAGAAAUAAGAAAUAGGAAGAUUGUAGUUUCCUUGAGCAAUACUAAAAGAAGGGAAGUAGGGUUUUGUUUUA
Musa acuminata subsp. malaccensis (wild Malaysian banana) is the source of this 954-nucleotide messenger RNA. Its product is annotated as putative 4-hydroxy-4-methyl-2-oxoglutarate aldolase 1. Gene Ontology annotation, molecular function: ribonuclease inhibitor activity. Lineage: Eukaryota; Viridiplantae; Streptophyta; Magnoliopsida; Zingiberales; Musaceae. The record is from RefSeq and is a predicted model, not a curated record. Gene Ontology annotation, biological process: regulation of RNA metabolic process.